Penaeus chinensis is the source of this 6177-nucleotide messenger RNA. Its product is annotated as dynein axonemal heavy chain 2-like. Lineage: Eukaryota; Metazoa; Arthropoda; Malacostraca; Decapoda; Penaeidae. Gene Ontology annotation, molecular function: dynein intermediate chain binding; minus-end-directed microtubule motor activity; dynein light intermediate chain binding. Gene Ontology annotation, cellular component: dynein complex. The transcript has 18 exons. The record is from RefSeq and is a predicted model, not a curated record. Bases 1 to 6177 code for a protein of 2058 amino acids. Gene Ontology annotation, biological process: microtubule-based movement.
AUGGAUAUGCCAGAGGAGGAUGAGCCUGACUAUGCCAUGGCUGCCAGGGAAGAGACGGAGGAGGAGGAGGAGGAGGAAGAGGAGGAGUUCGACGAAGAAGCCCAUCGGGAGGCGCAGAGGCUGGCCAUCGAGCAGGAGCUGCUGACGGAGGCGCUGGAGUUAAUGCAAGAGCUGGUGUGCCUGUCCGAGAAGAGCCAGCUGGUGUGGACGCCGCACCACCUGUCCCUCGGAACCAGCUUCCUGAGGGAGGAGAGCCAGAUCCUGCUGUGCUGCUACGUCAUCAGAAGCGGCGAGCGCAUCCGCCUGGGUGUGUCCCCCAACCUCCCGGUCGCCGGAAUGAGCUUGGUGUGGUACUUCGUCAAGAUCAAUUUCACCGAGAGAAUCACGGCAGCUAAUUUCAAAAGCUGUGUUCUCUACGGCUCCCUGGCGAGCGACGACCCAACCCAGGUCGAGCACUUCCUCCUGAACGUGUACCAGCCCGUCGUGGCCUCCCGCUCGGCCGCGCCCUCCGUAAGGGACCACUACAACUCCCUCACGGGCCUCCCACGCCUCCUGAACCUCGUGAGUGCCCAGCUGGUUCAUCACGUGGGCGUGACGCUGAACUCGCCCAAGCUGUUCCUCCCGGCGGAGGUCCUGGCACUCCCCGAGGACGCUGACAGCAUCAGGGCCAUGCCGCUCGACGUGACCUUCCUGGCCAGGACGGAGGAGCUGGUGCUGCACUGGGUCGAGCAAAUCCACGUCUUCACCUUCGAGCAGGGAGACGCCUCUUCGCCCCUUGAGCUGGGCCUCCUACACGAGAUUCGACAGCUCUCGAGUAAAGCCGGCCUGCUGGAGGAGCUGCAGGCCCUCCUGGAAGGCCCCAGCGUGAGGAAGGUCGUCCUGUACCUGGAGGCGCAGAGCUCCCCCUUCACGCUCCUCCUCAACCAGGCCGUGAACAACCUCAAGGCGGUGCAGCUGCGCCUCCGGGAGACGGGCGGCCAGCUGCUGCACCUGGAGUCGCCCCUCGAGCGCCUCUACACCGACUCGGCGCAGGCGCUGACGGAGCACAUGUACGACGUCCUGGCCUACCUCAGGAUCAUCUGGACGCACUCCAACCACUACCACAAGCCGGAAGUAAUGACCGAAUUGUGCGUCCGUGUGUCCUGGGAAGUGACGAGGGCGUGCCAGGUCCACCUCCCCCUCGACAGCCUCUUCUCCCCGCCCUCCAGGACCUCCUCCGCCGCCUCCGCCUCCGCCAGCGCCUCCUCCAGCGGCAGCAAGUCGAGCGACGAGGCGAGGGAGUCCCUGACGCUCGUGGAGGUGGCCAUCAAGUCCUGCAACGAGUGGAGGAACUGUUAUGUGGAGCUAGCAACCCACUUCGGAGAGCAAGACUACCCGGAGGUCUGGCUGCCCGACACCUCGGCGGUCUUCCUCCCCGUCGAGCUCUUUUCCAGCCGCUGCGAGGACCUCAAGUACAUCGGGCUCAGCAAAGUGCAGCUCACCAGACACGGCGACGAGAUGUCGGUGCGGGCGUCGGGGGCCGGCGAGGGGGGCGCCGAGGGCGAGCUCCUGGAGGAGGAGCUGUCGCAGGUGGACCGGGUCCUCGAGGACGCGCUCAGGGCCGUCGGGAGGCGCUGCCACCUCGUCUUCAACCUCACGUCCAAGGAGUGGCUCAAGCACUUCGACCGGUUCCGCGAGAGCAUGGAGGAGGUGGAGCGGCGCUACCAGUGCGUGAUGGUGGCGGCGGUGCAGACGGUUGAGUCGGCGGCGCAGGGGCUGCGUGUCCUCAACGUGUUCAAGCCGCUCGCCGCCAGGAAGUCCCUCUUCUCCGUUUUCUACGUUAUGAUCGACCAUAUCCUGAACCUGUUCGAGCGCGACUUCGAGGAGGUCGAGAAGGAGUACGUGUUCCGCUCCAUGAAGGUCGGCAGCAGCGGCUUCUACUUCUCCAGGAUGGCCAAGUGGGCCACCGACACGCGCAAGAAGCUCGAGCAUGAAGUCAAUCUCCUGAAGAACCAGUCGUGGCUGCCCUACUACCCGCGGCUGGACACGGUGUACGAGCGGUGGGCGAGGACGGUGGCGCUGCUGCAGGGCGUCGUCCACAACAUGUACGCCGCCUGGAACGCCUCGCUGGAGCCGCAGCCGUCCAGGAGGCUGACGGCGCCCGUGUUCGUGUGGAAGCCAGGCCCCGUGCAGAACAUCCAGGCCAAUUUCGAUGUCCACCUGAACAAGAACCUGGAGGAGACGAAGGCGUGGAAGGAGAUGGGCUUCGAGGUCCCCGAGAGCCUCAACCACGUCUUCCAAGAGAGCGAGGUGUACCUGAGUCUCAAGAAGCAGGUACUGGAGUGCUGCGGGAGCUUCAACAGCUUCAUGACCCGGAUGUCCCGCCACGAAGCGCAGAUGUUCGAAGGCCAAGUGGAGAAGGUGGUCCGGGCCUUCUACCCCGGCCUGUCCUCGGUCACUUGGGUGCACCGUCAGCAGGCCUCGGCCCUGCUGAGCAAAUGUAAAACCAUCGUCGACGCCUUCCAGGCCCAGCUCUCUUACUACCUGACGGUGAAUCAGAAGCUCUCGUCGACGCUAAUGGAGGCGAAGGAGCUGGUGCUGUUCACCAAGAACGAUGAAGUGAUUUACGAGAACGAGGGCUUCCAGGAGGACUUGGAGCUCCAGCGGGUCCGGGCCAUGAAGGAGGUGAAGGAUGCGUUCCUCCAGAUGGAACAGGUCUUGGACAGCUUGAACAAAAAGAUGAUUAGCAAAUCUAUCCCCGAAUCCGUCGAAGCAUGGACGGCGUAUGUCUUCAGGAUUGACAACCUUUUCUUGGACUGCCAAAGGGAGAUCCUGAGGAAGUCCUUGCUCAUGUUCGAAGGGAUGCUGAUGGGGUCCCGCAGCUGCCCGACUGACCAGCUGGCUCCAGUCUUCAAGAUUUCUGUCCGCCUUCUGGACGGGAAGAUCGUGUGCACGCCAUCGGUGAGUCGAAUCUCACAGUCUGUUUCGCUGCUGCAAAAGGAGUUCUCUGAGAGCCUGAGCAAGAUCCCCUGCCUCUUGCGGAAAUUUGCAAUGGAGAAAGCAAAGGAGCACGACCACUUAGAAGCACUGCGAGAUGAAAUGUGUGAUAAACUUCAGACGAAACUGACGGAAGAGUUUGAGAAGCAAGUAACCACUUUGAAAGGGAAGUUGGAAGAGUGGCAGCAGUAUCGAGACUUAUGGGAAGUUGACAAGGCAGAAUUUUUCCAACAUUACUUGAGCUGUGCCAACAGUGUGUACAUCUUCGAAACUGACAUCAUGACAUUUGAACGUAAGCUCAAUGAGAUUGAAGGCAGUAAUGAUAACAUAAAAGUAGGGACUUUCUAUGCAAACUGUGAGGAGUUGAAGGUACAGCUUUCAACCCUCUGCCGUUCUUGGAUAUCAGAAUUUGAAAAUAACCUUUUCAAAAUCGCAUCUGAAAAGCUGGAUACUCUGUAUAGUUAUGGCCAGAAGACCAAUGCUCUUCUGGAUAGUGACCCAAAGGACAUUCCGUCGCUCCUUACAGCAGCUGACGAAUGCCACCUUGCUAAGAAGCAGUUGGCCUUGUAUAGGGAAGAAUUCACACCAGUGAGGGAACAGUUCCACGUACUAAAGAAAUACCGCUAUGUCAUCCCUUCUGAUGUGGAUGAUCGUCUUGCUAAGCUGGAAAAGGAAUGGGAUUCUGUAGAAGCUGCACUGACUAACAAAAUCCAUGAACUGAACACUGACCUCAAUGCACACAGGAAGAAAUUCAGUGAUCGUUCAGAAAUUGUUAUGGAGGAAGUGGAUGCCUUAAAGCAGUUUUUCAAGCAAACGCUGCCAACAAGACUAGACAAAACCAUUCCAGAGGCUAAAGAGAAUAUAGCCAAACUCAAAGAAAUGAUGGACGACAUUGUGACCAAAUUGGAUAUCAAUGAGAAUCUAGAGUUAUUGAGUCUGCAAGUGAUUGAAUUUUCUGAGCUGACGGGGUUCCAGCAUGACCUAAUUGCAGCAGAAAAGAUAUGGCUGUUGCUGGAAGAAUGGCAGACAACGUGGGGAAAGUGGGCAAACUUAGUUGUGUGGGAAGUGAGUGUUGUGGCUCUACAGGAAAUGCUGUCAGUUUACAGUCAGAAAAUUAGAAAUAUUCAACCUUUUGCAGCUUUAAAUUUGGCAAAUAUAAAAGAAGGCACUGUGAUGGGUGAGAGUGAGUGGGAAGUCAAGGAGGAGGUGCUCAGUCACAUUGAAUUAUGCAAACUUCUCGUGCCUUUGACUCAAAAUCUACAAACUGCUAAUCUAAAAUUUCAUCAUUGGGAUCAGAUCAAAUACCUUGUCAAGGCUGACUUUGAUAAGGACUCUGAGAGCUUUACUCUUGGAUACCUUCAAAAACUUAAUCUGACUUCCUAUAAAAGAGAGCUAGCAGAUAUAAUGGUGGAUGCCUCUGAAGAAACGAAGAUUGUCAACAACAUUAGAGAUAUAGAGAGCCUUGCCUCACAAAUUACAAUUAACAUGAGGGCAAUCCCCUCCAUGGGUAUCUCUGUCGUGCAGUCAACUGUUGAAGCAAACUCUACUAUUGCGGAACUCAAUAUGAGGUUGCAGAUUCUGGCUGGAUCACACCAUGCCAAACCCUAUCUAGAUGAGGUACAGGAUAUUCAGAAGAUGCUCUCUUCUAUGAUCAGAUUCCUUGAAAAUGUCGAGCUCCUGCAGAAAAAGUGGUCUGCCUGGGAGCCCUUCUUCCAUGUGAUGGAUGUCAGAUUUCACUUAGUUCAAGCCACGGCCUCCUUUGACUCGCUCAACGACCGCUGGCAACAGUUAUCUGAUGAAAUGAAUACAGAGAAGUUCCUCCAGCCAUUGGCUCUGCAAGACGAACUUCAGGAGGAAGUCAUCAAUGUGUCUGAAGGUCUUAACGAUAUCACUAACCAAAUCAAGCCAUACCUUCAGGAUCGAAGGGAACAGUUUCCACGGUUUUGGCUCCUGUCAGAUGACGAUCUUGUGACGGCAAUAUCCACUGUUUUGGAAGGGGAACAUGCUAAGCCAUACUUGCUGAAAAUGUUUACUACUGUAGCCAAGAUCAAACAGGAAAAGAACAGUCAGUUAAACGCAAUGGAAAUUAUUGGUGUCUUUUCAAAAGAGGGUGAGUUCCUUGAGCUGAACUCUUAUGUCCCGAUAUUGGGGUCCUUUGACACAUGGUUGCGCAAUAUGGCUUCGGGGAUAGAAAACACCCUUAGAGAGGGUGUCAAGCAGUGCAGGAAUAGUAUGAAAGUUGCAGGAGUAAGGGUAGAUGAAGUAAUCAAAUUGUGGCCUCUUCAAGUUAAUGUUGUGGCCUUUCUCUUGCAUUGGACAGGUGAGAUUAGCCGAGCUUUGGCGAAGUUUAAAGGUCACAUGAAUGCUGAACAGCUACAAUCAUUAAAGAAACGUAUUCGGGAUUCUCAAGUAAGACUUGACAGCACCCUUCAAGGUAACCUUUCGAAACUGAUGCGUGAGAGAUUUCGACUCUUUUAUUUGAUUAUUCUACAGUUGAGAGACUUCCUGACAGCAGCCUCAGAAAGUAGGAAGGGCCUAACAAGUGAAGGAGAGAUGCCCUUACGUUACACAUGGGACAAGGACACUGACAAUGUGCUGACACAGUUUGGAACAGCAUCAGAGCUUACUUACUCUUGGGAGUACCAAGGACUAUGGCCAUGCACAGUAUUUACACCUUCGAUUAACCGUGCAAUGGUCAAUGUGGCCCUAGUCCUGGCCCAAGGACUGGCAGUUGGACUCCAUGGAGGAAAUGGCACAGGGAAGACGGAGACCAUAAGGGCAAUGGCUAAUUUAGUGGGUCGCCACCUAGUCUCUGUGACAUGCGCCCCAACUAUUACCUCUUUCCACUUAGCUCGGCUCCUUUUGGGAACAAGCCUGUCAUACAGCUGGCUAGUCCUGGAGCAAGCGCACCUUCUGAACCCAGACGUUGUGCCGGCCUUGGGUGAAAUGAUCCAAACAGUGCAGGGAGCACAGAAGGCAGUUGCAGGAAUCAAAGCUGGAAAGCCUUCGAAGUCACAACAGCAGCCCAUGAAGUUGUUCGAGGGCGUGAAGGUGAAUGUGUCACCCCUUUCCGCUGUAGUGCUGGAGAUGAAUCACAACUAUCCUUUCUCGAGAAACGCUAUGGACAUCCUCAGACGACAGUGCAAACCUGCUGUUACCGUCACACCAGAUAUUCAGUGUGACCAUCGAAAGGCCUUGUAA